AAAUAUAAAAACAGCAUAUAUAGAUAUAUAGCAGAGACUUUAGAGAGAAAAGGCAAGCUAAGCUAACAAGAAGAAGAAGAAGAUAUAUCAAUGGCGGAUUGGGGGCCAGUAGUUGUAGCACUGAUUCUGUUCAUUCUUCUAUCUCCAGGGCUUCUCUUUCAGGUCCACGGUGCCGAAAAGUUCAUCGUGUUCGGAAACUUCGAAACAAGUGCCACCUCCAUUUUUCUUCAUUCCCUCAUCUUCUUCGCCCUCUUCUGUCUCUUCACUCUCGUCCUUCAUCCUCAUAUCUACAUCUGAUACAUCAAUCUCAUGUAAUAUCAAUUUCAUCUCUUCCCAGGUAUAUAUAAACUAAGUUCCAUACAUCGUAUCAAUUUUCUUUUCCUUUCGUUUAAAAAGAAAAUGUUUAAAUUUGUAUGUUAAUGAAAUUGUUGUAUCGUAUCGAUUUUAAUAACUUGUUGCCCCUCUCGAUUCACGCUUGAACUUUUCAUUUGAAUCUCAAUUGUAUCGGUUUCUUAAAUUUAGUACCAAACUCAUUAUCUUACCCAA
Molecule: messenger RNA, 546 nt
Organism: Cucumis sativus (cucumber)
Lineage: Eukaryota; Viridiplantae; Streptophyta; Magnoliopsida; Cucurbitales; Cucurbitaceae
Exons: 1
Coding region: 91-297 (68 amino acids)
Source: RefSeq, a predicted model, not a curated record